Molecule: messenger RNA, 2131 nt
Organism: Plodia interpunctella (Indianmeal moth)
Lineage: Eukaryota; Metazoa; Arthropoda; Insecta; Lepidoptera; Pyralidae
Product: pancreatic lipase-related protein 2-like
Exons: 11
Coding region: 263-1834 (523 amino acids)
Biological process (GO): lipid catabolic process
Molecular function (GO): triacylglycerol lipase activity
Source: RefSeq, a predicted model, not a curated record
UUAUCAGUGUAUCCUGGAACGUCUACUAUCCACCAACCGCCCGAUGAAGACCUGUUAAGUAAUUAACUACUACCAGAGUAUGAGCGGUGCAUUCAUCAGCAAUAUAUAAAGAACGACCGGCGUAUAAAUACUCCAUUUCGUAUUAUACUGUCAACUGAGCAAAUUGCUUUCCGCGGCUGAUCGUGUUUCGCUGAAAUUGAUAAAAUACGCAGAAUCGCAUGUGUCGCCUUGUUUUUUUGUAAUAAGGUUUGUUAAUAUAUUUAUGAUGAAUAAAACGAGUGCAACUUUGAUGCUGCAAACGAUUAUGGUGUUGAUGGAGAAACAAAAUGCAUCGGAUGUAACGAAUUUUCCUGGUAGCUAUGGCGAAGACAUCGAGCGCUGCUAUGGCAUAUACGGAUGUUUCUCGAAAGCCUACCCCUGGACCGAGAACCGGCCCGACAACUACUUCCCAGUGCCACCUGAAGCUAUGGGUGUACGGUAUCCCACGUUUUCAAGACGAAAUCGAAAAAUACCAGUGUUACUAGAAGCAGACAAUGUAGAUAAAAUUCAAAAUGCUAACAUUGAUCCUAGAGGGCCCUUUUACGUGAUUUCACAUGGGUUCAUCGACGGUGGGCAUAAAAAAUGGAUCGAAAACAUGGUAAACGCUCUUUUGAACUUGGAAGGCAAUAAUGCAGCGACUGUAUUCAUAGUGGAUUGGCGAGGUGGUGCUCAGCCGCCUUAUGGUCAAGCGGUAGCUAAUAUAAGACUCGUAGGCGUUAUGACAGCGCAUCUAAUUCAUCACAUCUAUGAAGUCCUCGGAUUGUCCAAUUUAGAUAAUUUCCAUUUUAUCGGCCAUUCGCUCGGGGCGCAUUUGGGUGGCUAUUGCGGACAUGCCCUGCAAAAGAAAUACAAUUUAAAGUUGGGCAGGAUUACUGGCUUAGACCCUGCGGCGCCAUAUUUCAGUAAAACAGUAACUUUAGUGCGUCUAGAUCGCUCUGAUGCAAAAUAUGUAGAUGUCAUACACAGCAACGCAGUACCUCUUUAUUUCUCCGGUUUUGGUAUAACUGAACCAAUCGGGCACGUGGACUUCUACCCCAACGGUGGGUCAACACAGCCGGGCUGCAAAUCAGCUUCCCAACAACGCCCUAGUGGGGACAUAUACCAACAAGUGCUACGAGUUAGCUGUAACCAUGAAAGAAGCUAUGAAUACUUCACUGAGAGCAUCGCGCCAUCUUGCCCCUUCUUGGCAGUGCAAUGUGAUUCUUAUGAUACGUUCCUAGCGGGCAACUGCACAACAUGCGACCACAAGCACUUGUGCGUGCCGAUGGGGUACCACUCGCACGACAUCUACAAGCGGCUGCACGCGGCGGAGCUCGUGGACACCAACUCCAAUGUGGCGCUCUACUUGAUGACCGGAGGGGCCAAGCCCUAUUGCAGAGCACAUUACGAAGUGAAGAUGAAAGUGUCCAACUCGUCAGAAAGCCACACCCACGGGCCUGAAACAGGAAAACUAUCAAUUACACUAGUAGACAGGAACAACAACAAAAGCGAUACAAGAUUUCUGGAUGACGAACAAAAAUACUACAAACCCGGCGACAUUGAAACAAGAAUGGUGGCGGUAAAGGACACCGGUCACCCACCUCUGUCCGUCAUAGUUGAAUGGAAAUACGAAACCAAUUUGUUUAAUCCGAUGACAUGGCGGAUAUUGAAAUCACCCAGCAUAUUCAUCGAUUACAUGAAAAUAUCCUCCAUUGAAUAUAACACUGACAUCACGGUGUGUCCUAAAAUGAAUAAGCCAGUCGUCGCGAAUCUUCCCACCAUGAUGAAAACAAAAUACUGUAAAUUUAACAAGUAACAGCAAUUUUGUAAUACUGUUCAGUUAAGCAAGAGUGCUUAACAUAAGGAAGGAAUAAUAGUAUUGUAUAAUAUAUUGUUAAACAAUGCACUUAAUAAUAAUGCCUACAAAAAGUAUUCUUAAUGGUAUUUAUUAAUUUCACUUAAGUUUAGUUAUUUUAUUAUUGAUUUAAUUUAAUUAUAUAUUAUAAAGGUUAUAAUUGUAAUAUUUUGUAAAUAUAUUUGUAUACCUAAUAAUUAAUUUAUUUUUAAAAAUGUAAGAUUAUGAUGAUAGUUAAUAUACAAUUUAUACUUCUUU